UGACAUUUCAAACGUCACAUCUAAUUUUCGUGUGACGUUUGGCUGGCUUGCAUUUCGGGUCAAAUUCACUAAAAACGUGUUUAGAAAGCGCUUUUUCUCACUGUUUGGUUUAAUUAAACGCAUUACGUAAAGAGUGUUUCGUUUACAGAUAAAAUUAAAAUGGAGUAAAGCCAACGGAAGAGCCUUCGAAACAGCGUGCUGCUCGAUUUGCCCCGUACUGCUAAUGUCGCGUGGUUGAAAUUGGAUUCGCGCAAAAGGGAAAGAGGAAAAUAGAACCACACGGAAAGAAAAUGGGCGCGAACUUGUUGGUGCUGGUAGGCACGAUCAUAGUCCCAUUGGUUGUGAUCUGCUUCGUUUCUGUAGUUACGUUCGUUAAUCUGUACUUGAACAUUCGGAGACGCUUCCCGGCAAAGGUGAACUGUUGGUUUUGUAAUCAUGAUACGCGCGUUCCGUACGAUCAGUCCAAUUCAUUCGUUUGUCCGGCGUGUAAGCAGUACAAUGGAUUCACCGCGGACGGUGACUAUAAUCGGGAAAUACCGGAACAGUACCAGCAGCGGCUGAACAACCAUUACUAUCACCAUCCGUCAAACAUCACCGACGACGAUAAGUGGGACAGUUCUACGGUCCGUUCGUCAAUCGGUAAUAGGCGGUUCCUUACCAACAACGGCCUGUGUUUCGGAUGCAAUCGGAACCAGGAGUUGAAAAUACAUCAACUAGCAUCGUUCGUGCCGGAAGAUGAAGAUAAUUACGAUGCGGAAGUAGAUGAAUAUCGCAAACAACUGGAACAAGCGUACAAACUGUGUGGAAGAUGUGAACGCGUCCUGAAGCGUACACUGAACGAUGUAAAACGGAACAUCCUGGGCUCUAAGCUGGCUCAGAUUGGCAGUAAAAGUAUGGACGUGUUGGAUAUGCAUAUACGCGCUUCCACCAAGCAACUUGCUCACCUGAAGCGGCAACGUUGGGCAAAGGUGUGCGUAUGGGCCAUCACGGGACUGCUGCUAGUGAAACUACAUCAAAAUUUUGCCGACUCCGUAUGGACUGUAACCGAUUUAUUACUACUCUGCCCAGCGCCCCUGCUUUCUGGCAUUACUAUGAUUCUCUCGUACGCCCUUGCCAUGCGCGAGCUGUUUUACCAACAGUUUGAAAAGCUGAUUUCGGAACCGAGCGUGCAGCAAACGACAGAACGUAUUGAAGCGAUUGGGUACGAAAUAUUUCUCCAAUACGUACCGAAUUCGUUGGUAAAGACCUCUGCACACUACUACGAAACUAUAUCGGCACAAGUACCAAACGAAAGGAGUUCUUCUGUACUGCUGAACAUAGCCAUUGUAGCACUGGCGGCAUUACUAGCUUCUCUCGGUAGUCUGCGAACGAUCGUCAAGCAGUUCCUUAUCGUAGCGCUUUGCUUCGUGGAUUAUUCGCUCAAGUAUACCCAAGUGAAGGAUCCAUCGAUCGUGGCCUUCCUGCUUACCACUGCGGCCCUCGUAAUAUCGCUAAGCAGCAUCGGCCAACGAUUGAUUCGUAGUGAUGUACCCGCCAGUAAUCUUAACUCAAGCUUUCACAAAAUAUAUUCCCAACAGUGCAAGGAAAGUGAUUAUUCUGAUGCUGAUAACAGUUAUAGCGUUCCAGAGCAGACAGCUUAUAGAGCGGAUCAGAAUGCGUUUAGCAAUAAAAGUCCGUCCGUGUGCGGUCAUCCCACUAAGGAGCAUGUAUUUGGCGAUGUUAGUGGCAAAUCGCUUGAUACCACGAAAUCGGGCAGCCCUUCCGGGUUUUCUCUUUCCCCAACGAAUCCAUUUUUGACAGUAGAUGGUUCUCCCCCGCUAGGGUUCAAUCAAAUUAGCGGCUCGCUGUUUAAUGUCGCGACUGAUGAAGCCCAGACUGGCCGAGUCGUUGAUAAACGGUCUACAUUUGAUAGGCAAAGCAUCACACCCCAAGUUUCGGCUCAUUCGCUUCUGAAAACACCUUCAUUUUCAGUGGAUAAUUUUCAAACCCUGGCACACGUCCCGUCGCACAGGCAAAACAAACGUCGAUCUGGACCUACAUCAAUGGUUUCCGGAAGUCAUCGUAAUUUCAAUCAGUUUCGCUACUCAAUGAACACCAUAAAUCAGGAUGAGGAUCGUGCAUUUCGCGAGUCAGAGGACCAACUAAUCGAAGAUGAUAUCGAUCGGCUUUCGAUCAGUGCACGGGCUUCGCUGAAUGCCUCCGGAAUGCUCGGUUCUCGUACAUCGCUCGCCGGCGCCAUGAAUCCGUUUGCGAAAAAAUCCCACCCCGAAACGGAGUAUGACGAGCUGACGACGAUGCGGCCUGCCUCACUACAUCACCGCACGCGCGUUUUCCGAGCUCCCGAACCGUCCAAAGGCUUCGCCAAAGACACACUGUGGUCGACGGGUGGUAGCUUUGGUGGACAGCUAACGCACAUGUCGCGCACUUCAUCGCAAAGUUCCGGGUUUGAGUCGCAAACCGGUACCACACGCCGUAACACUCCAACGGAGGUGGACAUCUGUUCCAACGGUGAAACGCGACCGGAUAGAUCGCAACACAUCAUGGCACUGCCACGAAGCGAGCAACCCUCCCCUGUUCCAUCAUCCGCGUCCGUGUUCGAGUGGAACAAUAUGACCGACGCAUCGUUCGGUAACAGAGCAAAUACCUCGCAACAGCGCUCUCUGUUCAGUGAGCAAAACCUUUUCAACAGUGCCCUACAACAAUCGGCGAACCCAUUAGACAUGAAAACAGCAACGGUACCACCUACCUUUACUACGGAGGGAUCCGGAUUGUUUUUCCCGAAACUUGCCCGCACACCCAUCGCCAGCAAUGGUGGUGGUGGGUCCAUUGCAACCGGGUCUACUUUAUCCGCCCGACACAUUUUCCCGCCCCAGCAAUCACAAACACCAUCCUAUCACCACCAAUUUAGCCAUACACCACCUGCAGGGAUGGGAACUCCCUUCGGGACCACUGCCAGCUUUGUCAGCAAAGCACCAUCGAUGGCGUCGCUUGCCGGAACCGGAAGCUUCUACAUCUCAAACAAACCGACUGCCAGCGGCCGAACAAGUCUGCUAAACGUUAGCAAAUUCACAACUGAGCAACUUGGUAACGGAACACUGCCUACUGCCUGAACCGAUGUGUUAGCUAGGAAGACUAGGUUAAUAUCGAAUUAGAUAGGGAAAAAAAAUAUCAGUGCUGCCAGCAGAAAGCGUUCUUCCUCUGCGCACCGAGGUGUGAUUGUAAAGUUAUAUUCGUUUCGCUUUUGUUUUGUAUUGCAAUUUUACAUGGAAAUAAUACUCACACUACUGUGAAAACAUUGCAA
Anopheles funestus (African malaria mosquito) is the source of this 3301-nucleotide messenger RNA. RefSeq lists its product as uncharacterized. The transcript is spliced from 3 exons. Gene Ontology annotation, biological process: nuclear migration along microtubule. Gene Ontology annotation, cellular component: nuclear membrane. The record is from RefSeq and is a predicted model, not a curated record. The coding region runs from base 291 to 3110 and encodes 939 amino acids. Gene Ontology annotation, molecular function: lamin binding; actin filament binding. Lineage: Eukaryota; Metazoa; Arthropoda; Insecta; Diptera; Culicidae.